This is a messenger RNA of Athalia rosae (coleseed sawfly), 2829 nucleotides long. RefSeq lists its product as uncharacterized. The record is from RefSeq and is a predicted model, not a curated record. The transcript is spliced from 6 exons. NCBI's taxonomy places the organism in Eukaryota, Metazoa, Arthropoda, Insecta, Hymenoptera, Athaliidae. The coding region runs from base 343 to 1449 and encodes 368 amino acids. Gene Ontology annotation, cellular component: ciliary transition zone. Gene Ontology annotation, biological process: cilium assembly.
AAUAUCUGCAUUGUCUCUCUAAGCGUAAUUUUUAAAGACACCCCCGCAUUACUUCUCUCAGGGCGCCGUCGAGAGUCCUGAGUCCUACGUAUCGUGUACCAAGGACAACAACAUUCUCCAUGAAACUAAUUGCUGACUAUACAAAGGUAAUAAAAAUUAGAGGGAGAAUUGAAAAAUACGAAUUCACCUAUGGCAACGGAAUACACAACAAUGUCACGAGGCGUUGCUAAGGACGCGGAUAAAUGUCACGCUGCUCACGAGUAUUAAUUAUCCUUAAAACACGAUAUUACAUUGUGGGAUAAUCUUACGUGAUAUUAAAUAAAAAACUAAGAGAACUGGAAUAUGAACAGGGAAAUUUCUCCACGCAGACGUCGAAAGUUACUUAAUUCUGAGAUAUCAACUGACAUAAAAAACGGGGAUCAAGAGAUGGAGAAAAAUGUUAAGUACACCAGUACUCCGAUUAAAAAAAUACACGCUGUACCAGACUCGGAGGAAUCGACUGAUGCACCGAUUAAACCUGAUCUGGAGAGACGCAACAGAAGUGUUAAAAGCAUAAAAAAUGAAAGGAAAUUCAAUGUUCAAAGAUCCGAUAGCGCUGAUAAUCGAGAGAGGAGACAAAAGAUCAGAUCGAAAAGGAGAAGAUCUGAAGGGAAUAAAAAUUACCUCGCUGGAAAUGAAGGGUCUCAAAGAGUCAGAAAAGAAAGAAAUCUCCAGCGAGAAGGGGAAGAUGUAGAGCUGCCUAUCACAGAGCUUCUGAGAAAGGCUCAGGAAAAUCAAAGGAGAUACGAUGAGCCGAUAGCUUUGCCAGAACUAACGACAGAUACUCUUUAUGUACAAGGAAAAAGAGGAUUCAGUGCUGUCAAAAUAAAAAACUAUCAAAAACAAGAAAAAUUGUAUAACAGAGGAGAGACGAGGCCCAUAGACAUCGCUAUUAGAAUGCAUAGCCUGUCAAAAACUAUCAUGUUUUUUUGCCAAGGGCUUCUAGGUGGCAUAGCUUUGAACCAACUCAUCUUGGUGUUGAAAACGAACAAUGAAUCUAAUCUCAUAGAGGAAAUCAAUGCGACAAACUACGCUGACAUAAUGUCUGGAAUAUUCAUGUUUCUAGCUACUAUUUGUAUCUUGGCUGCAAUGGACAGAAUUGACCUAGCUCGCCUCGAUCUAGAACAACUUCGUGAAGUUAUUUGCCAUCGCUGCAUGACCAUUAUUACACUCCCCCUAUACUUGGUAGCAGCAUUCAUUCACCUUUCAUCGAUGAAUGGUGAUCAUCAUCAAAUGACGACAAAACGAUUUGAAGGCAACGAGACCAGCAUUUAUAAUCAGGUUCCUCGAAAGGAAAUGAUUACCUGGGAAUGCGUACUGUGCAUAGUAGCUUGGCUUUGCAUCGCGCUAGGACCAUCUGAUGAUAUGACAGCAACACAUUUGGAAGAUAUGCAGAAAUAUGCAGAUUGAUAUUUAAUUGAGCCAUGCCAAGGGAUUUGAGGAAAAAUCUACGCGGGGUUUGCAACAAAAGUACUGAAUACUGACUGUGAGCGCCCAUAAAGGUCAGAGAGUCCAAAAAAUAUGUGAACAUUAAGCAAAUUGAAAUUUGAAUCUCUAAAUGUCGACGAAAAUUGAACGCGUAUAGGCUAUAAAAUGUGACAUGGUCAACAACAAUAAUGAGUAACUAUUCUGUACCUGAAGCUAUUUCCUAUCUACCAAUGGUCUACAGAAAGAGUUAACUAAACAUAAUCAUAAGUAAUGAACGCUAUUCAGUGAUCAGGCAUGAUUAACAAUCGAGUAUCAAUUUUGAACCUACUUUUAGUUAUUAUAUUCCAAUGUAUCAGGUCUGCUGAUGUCAUUAUUCUCAUCACCAUUGUCAGGGCUUAUGUUGGAGCAAGUAAUCCAAUGCACCAUGUUGUUGCAUAUCUGGAACAUUUUGGCAUGAUUAUACAACAGAAACACUGCUCAGCAUUACUCCCUUGGCCCGCUCGAGGAUGUUUCAAGGAAACACCUCGCUAACUCCGCUGGCCUGAAACAUAAAGCAGAUCAGAUUAGUACAAAGAAAAUUGAAAAGGAAAAAUUUGUCUUAUCCGAGGACUUCACCGACAAAGACCCCGCUCACUUGGAGACCUGCAACACACAGCAAUUCAGAUUAGUCUAAGAUAUCCAUGUGAGCCUACCAUUUUCUAAUCGAAGAUCUCCGGUAGGCUAAAUCCUCUCACUAGAAGACCUGAAACAUUCAGCAAUGUGAUGUGAGUAAGUGAUAAUACAGAAUGUAAAGUUCGAGUCUGAGCUCUAAGCACACACAAACCAGCUGCGAGACUCUCAACUACUCAAACACGUGCAUAAAACAAUAAGAAAGAUUCAUGUAACAAUGUAAUGAUAGAGACAAGGAAAAAGAAAAGAAAUGAGUGAAAGCAUAGAGAAUUGGUGGCAUGACGGUCGGCGAUCCUCUUCCAGAUGAUGGCUUCAGGCGCAGCAUCCCUCCUCGACUCGGUGCUCCACGUCAGCACCGAGACAAGAGAGAGCAUGUUGCCCAGUCCCACAAUCGCUUGGCUCUACAUUUUUUGUUUUGAAUCUAACAUUUACAAUAAGUUAUUCAAGCAUAAGUGACUCGACUAUUCUAAGCAAGAAUCUGAGAAUCAAUUAACUGACAAUGAGCAAGUUUUAUAGAUCCUAAGACUGGAUAUAGAAAAGCUAUUGGAAAAUGUGUGAUUUUGGGAACAAUGAGUGGUGUAAAUAAAAAUAAUUCAUGCCAAAUAGUUGCCAUUGUGAGACGCUGUGGAACAAAUGAGCGCACGCGCUUACAAACUACCUGCCUAUCCGAGCACGAGUCCUGCCUACCAUUAC